ACCAGCGGGCACUGAUCCGGCGGACCGCGUAGCGGACAUGGCGAGCUCCCGGGUCCCACAGCAGCUUUUCCUGCAGGGUGUGGCCGCUGUCUACACGUUUGCUUUUGCGUCCCUCUACACCCAGAUCCCAGGCCUCUAUGGCCCAGAGGGCAUCCUUCCUGCUCGAAGAACACUGCGGCCCCAAGGCAAGGGUCGGUGGCAGCAGUUGUGGGAAACACCAACCCUGCUCUGGGAGGCACCAAGACUGGGACUGGAUACUGCCCAGGGUCUGGAUCUACUGACCCUACUGGGCACGGUGGUAGCACUGGGUGCCCUGCUUCUGAACUCUCUGCGACACCCCUUCACCUACCUGCUGCUCUGGGUUGCCUACUUAUCAACCUGCCAGGUGGGCCAAGUGUUCCUUUAUUUCCAGUGGGAUUCCCUGCUGCUGGAGACAGGCUUCCUGGCUAUACUAGUAGCCCCACUGAAGAAGCCUUCCAAUCACAAGGCCCCCCAGGGUGGACUAGCAGGGGCCUUACCCCAUGAAAACCUCCCAUUUUGGCUCGUGCGCUGGCUGCUGUUUCGACUCAUGUUUGCCUCUGGUGUGGUCAAGCUGACCAGCCGCUGCCCUGCAUGGUGGGGACUCACUGCUCUCACCUACCACUAUGAGACACAGUGCCUGCCCACGCCAGCUGCCUGGUUUGCCCACCACCUGCCCGUCUGGCUGCACAAACUCAGUGUGGUGGCCACCUUCCUCAUUGAGAUCGCAGUACCUCCCCUGUUCUUUGUUCCUAUUCGCCGCCUACGGUUGACCGCCUUCUAUGCUCAGGUAUUAUUGCAAGUCCUGAUCAUCAUUACUGGUAACUACAAUUUCUUCAACCUGCUAACCUUGGUGCUUACCACUUCCCUCCUGGAUGACCGGCACCUGUCUGCUGAGCCUGGCCUCAGGAGCCACAAGAAGAUGCCUACCUCCUGGCCUAAGGCCCUGCUGACCAUGCUCUCCGUACUGCUGGAACUGACUGCCUAUGGGCUGCUGGCCUAUGGCACUGUGCUCUACUUUGGCCUGGAGGUGGACUGGCAGCAGCAUAUCAUCCUCUCUAAAACCACCUUCACCUUCCACCAGUUUUCCCAGUGGCUGAAGAUGGUAACUCUGCCUACGGUGUGGCUGGGGGCAGCCUCCCUGGCCUGGGAAUUGCUUAUUGCCCUCUGGAGGUGGAUCCAGGUGCAAGGAUGGCUACGGAAGUUCUUUGCCAGCAUCCAGCUCUCCAUCCUGGGCACCGCCACAGUGGCCAUGUUCUUGAUAAGCCUAAUACCUUACUCCUAUAUGGAGCCUGGGACCCACGGGCAUCUCUGGACUGGGGCUCAUCGCCUGUUCAGUUCUGUGGAACAUCUACAGCUGGCCAGCUCGUAUGGCCUCUUCCGUCGGAUGACUGGUCUGGGUGGGCGGCCUGAAGUGGUGCUGGAGGGCAGCUAUGAUGGACAGCACUGGACAGAGAUAGAAUUCAUGUACAAACCUGGGAAUGUGAGCCGACCACCCCCUAUUGUGAUACCCCACCAGCCACGCCUUGAUUGGCAGAUGUGGUUUGCAGCCCUUGGCCCACAUACGCACAGCCCCUGGUUCACCAGCCUGGUGCUCCGUCUCCUGCAGGGCAAAGAGCCAGUAAUCCGCCUGGUACAGAACCAUGUUGCCGAGUACCCCUUUCAUGAGCAGCCACCCACCUACCUGCGGGCCCAGCGCUAUAAGUACUGGUUCUCAAAGCCUGGGGAGCAGAGCCAAUGGUGGCACCGCCAGUGGGUAGAAGAAUUCUUCCCACCUGUAUCCCUGGGGCACCCAACGCUGGAAACGCUGCUCCAACAGUUUGGACUUAAGGAUAAGAGUCCACUCCGGGCCCGAAGCUCAGGCAAUGCUCUGGCUAAGACACUGAACUGGGUACGCACGCAGCUGUCUCCUCUGGAGCCUCCCAUCCUGCUAUGGGGGCUUUUGGGAGCUGUGGUGACUGUCAGAGUUGUACAGACCCUGCUUGCCCCCCGCCCACUCCAGUCCUCAAAACCAUCUAGAGAGGAAAAACGCAAGCAGACUUCCAAAAAGGAUCCCAGAGCUGCCUCUGAGCAGGCUACUGUAGCCCCCAACAGCAACAGCAGUGACUCUGGGGCCUCCCGGAGGAAAAAAUAGCUUGAUGUGCUGUCAGCCACUUGUCCUGGUAGUCAGAUCCUCAGAAUCCCAGCCCGUCUCAUGUCACCGUGCAGCCACUGUGACUUAGGCAGUCCUGCCAGGGCAGAUGCAGCUUGAAGUGCCACCCCUGAGGACCACUCGUGUUACCAGCCAUGUCUUCCUCUAGUCACCUUCCACUGUGUCGGCAGCCAGCCCGGAAACGGGCAGGUGGCCUCGCUCAGGACUUUCCUGGAACACUAAUCAGUGCGCCCGUGGAUGUAGAGGCCUGAGUCUGGAGCCCUAUCCAACCCCACUGGAGGGGAUGAGGUGGAUUUGCUGAAGCUAGGAGCCAAGGGAAGUGGGCCCAUGGGAUGGUGCCUACCUGCCCCUGAGACUGUACCAAUAAAGACACCGUUUUGUACAUA
Molecule: messenger RNA, 2556 nt
Organism: Arvicola amphibius (Eurasian water vole)
Lineage: Eukaryota; Metazoa; Chordata; Mammalia; Rodentia; Cricetidae
Gene: Lmf2
Product: lipase maturation factor 2
Exons: 14
Coding region: 38-2152 (704 amino acids)
Biological process (GO): protein maturation
Cellular component (GO): endoplasmic reticulum membrane
Source: RefSeq, a predicted model, not a curated record